CUCCCUCCCUCCCUCGCUCUUCCCCUGCCUCGUCUUCCUCCUCUCCCUCCUCUGCAACUCUCUCUCUCUCUCUCUCUCUCUCUGUCUGCCCACGUGUAAAACCCUCUUCUAGGGUUUUCCAGUGGUGCCCGGCUCGUCCCUCUUCCGCUCCCCCGGCUAGCGGGUUUUCUUGUUCUUGAUUCUCGGCGAAUCUUGGCGUUCGCCCUCUUUCUGUGAUUCCGGCCACCUGCCCAUUUCUUCUCCCGUGCCGGGGUCUCGCCAAUCCUCCUCGACUCUCCGGUUGGGCAUUGGCGGGUCGGUUCCCGGGAGUUGCCCCGGUUCUUGAUUCGGCGGUGCGUCGCUCCUCCAAUUGAGGCCUCUUAACGUUCGGAAGACCGAAUCUUGAUCGGUUCCGCGACGCGGGUGUUUCGUUGCUUCGGAUGGCUGGGUUUUUGGUUUGAUGCUAAGUUUCGAAUUCGGGAGCUAUGAGCUGGUUUUCGGUGGAUGAACGUCGUUGUUAGGGUUUUUGUAUAAGUCUGAAUUCUUGUGCGGGCGUCUUCAGUUCUGAUGAAUAGCGUAUUCAGCGAGCAGAUACUUGCGGACAAACUCUCCAAGCUCAACAGCACACAGCAGUGCAUUGAGACGCUGUCACAUUGGUGUAUAUUUCAUCGAAGUAAGGCAGAGCUGGUUGUUGCAACAUGGGAUAAGCAAUUUCACAACUCGGAAAUGGCUCAGAAGGUUCCUCUAUUAUAUCUUGCAAAUGACAUACUGCAAAACAGCAAGCGCAAGGGAAAUGAAUUUGUGAAUGAAUUCUGGAAGGUUCUUCCAGCAGCACUCAAAGAUGUUGUUGAGAAAGGGGAUGAUCAUGGGAAGAAUGUAGUUUCAAGAUUGGUUGGCAUCUGGGAAGAAAGAAGAGUAUUUGGAUCCCGUGCACAGAGCCUCAGAGAUUUAAUGCUCGGAGAAGAAGUUCUUCCACCCUUGGAAUUAAACAGAAAGCGUUCACGUUCUGUCAGGAUUGUUAAAAGGGAUUCGCGCUCAAUUAGAACGAAAUUGUCAAUUGGAUCAACAGCUGAAAAAAUUGUUUCGGCAAUUCACCUGGUUCUAAGUGAACAUCCUAAUGAGGAUGUGGAGAUGAGUAACUGCAAGUCUGCUGUCCAUUGUGUGAGGAAGAUGGAGAAAGAUGUUGAUUUAGCCUGUAUGACUGCUAAGGAUCCAAAGAGGAGAACAUUGGCUAAAGAGCUUGAGAAUGAAGAGAACACCUUAAAGCAGUGCAUUGAGAAACUCAAAUCAGUUGAAGGAAGUAGAGUAUCACUUGUAUCUCAUUUAAAAGAAGCGCUGCAUGACCAGGAAUCUCAGCUUGAGAAUGUUCGAACUCAAAUGCAGGUGGCACAAGCACAAGCGGAAGAAGCUGAAAGUAUGAGAAAACGGCUACUGGACGAAGAUUAUGUAUUCAAAUCACCAAGCUCCGCUACUCAAGGCCUUGAUAUAAAUGCAAAAGGGGGACAAACGCCCAAGAGGACAGCUGCAGCCAUUGCAGCUGAGGUUGCAGACAAGCUCACAGCUUCUAGCUCCUCACAACUGAUUAUGAGUUCAGUUUUGUCAACGUUUGCUGCUGAAGAGGCAAAGAGUGCCGGGCAUACAAAGAGCACCAAUAAAUCAGAGAAAACAACACCUGUAUCAGAUGCUAAUGCUGUUAUGCCAUCUCAGCCACAUAGUGCUCCUUUGAAGCACUUAUACCAAUCAGCUGUCAUUGUUAACCAGCAAACCAUUCAGCAGAAUCAAGGCUCGGUGUCUGUAAGUUCAUAUUUACUUCCAAACCAGUCUCCUCAGCAGUAUUUGCAGCAGCCUUCUGGAGCAAUGAUGUCCUCCUAUGGUUAUGUUAACUUCCCAACCAUGUCGGCUGGACCGCCCCCACCGCCACAUGCGUUGAAUGCGAUGGUGCCUUUGAGUCAGCUGUCGUUACCCAUGGCACAGAAACAAUCAAUGGCUUUGCCUCAGCAGUCGGUUCCUUCAACUCCACAACAACCCAUGCCCUUGAGUCAACAACCGCCCAUACCUCCUAGUUUUCGGCCACUUCAGCCACCGGGCAUGGUGUAUUAUAGUCAUCAGCACCAUUCCCAGUAAAAUGGGCAAUAAUGAGGAUGCAUAUUCUGUGGCAGCUUUGUUGGGACAAAUUUGAGUAAUUUUGUGGAGAGUUUGGUUUCCAGUUAACAGGUUCCGUUCAAUAUAAACCACCGGUCUGGCCUUUAGUACUCCCAGUAAAGCAGGUAAAAACUAUUGGGUGCUCUCGACCUGAUACAUCUACUCUCUACGAGCCACUGGUCCAGACAUGGUGAGCAUGUCGAUCAUUGUGCAGUAGCAGGCGGUAUGUGCAUGUGAGCUGAUUUUGUGCUGAUAGGUUUCAGCAUUGAUAACUCAGCUAAUUGCUAGGUUAGUUUAGGACUAAACCAGAGGUUGUAAGUCAAUUACUUGAGAAUGGGGAGAAAGUUAUCUGG
Molecule: messenger RNA, 2474 nt
Organism: Eucalyptus grandis
Lineage: Eukaryota; Viridiplantae; Streptophyta; Magnoliopsida; Myrtales; Myrtaceae
Product: regulation of nuclear pre-mRNA domain-containing protein 1B
Exons: 8
Coding region: 547-2103 (518 amino acids)
Biological process (GO): mRNA 3'-end processing
Cellular component (GO): RNA polymerase II, holoenzyme
Molecular function (GO): RNA polymerase II complex binding
Source: RefSeq, a predicted model, not a curated record